Molecule: messenger RNA, 1352 nt
Organism: Salvia splendens (bonfire salvia)
Lineage: Eukaryota; Viridiplantae; Streptophyta; Magnoliopsida; Lamiales; Lamiaceae
Product: RING/U-box superfamily protein
Exons: 5
Coding region: 9-1217 (402 amino acids)
Molecular function (GO): ubiquitin protein ligase activity
Source: RefSeq, a predicted model, not a curated record
CAGCAACAAUGGGCAGCAGCAGAGGACCACACAAGCGGAAAAGUCCAAGCACCCCUCAGCUGUAUGACAGGGGUUCUACUAGCAGAUAUUACGAUGCUGGAAGCUCAUCAAAUUUGCUCUUACCUGCUGAUCCAUGGCAGGAAAAGCAGAACACAGGACCUUAUCAUAUGCCUCGGGAGUAUCAUCCGGGCUACAGAGUUAACGGCCUCUCUAUUGGUGGUGAAGGUACACAUCGGAAUGUGAGAAGUAGAACUGUAGUUGACCAGGAACCUGACCUGGCCCGAACACAUAUGCCUAGCAAUUCUAUGCAUCAUUCCUUCUCUAACCGACCCACUAACCGAUCUACUACACUGGAUUAUUCGAGGCAGAGUUCAAACGUCUCCAUAACGGAUUGGAAUCAUUGUCUCGUAUCGCCUUCUGGCCACGGGGGGCCACGUGGUGUAGAUUCAAGUUCCUUCGGCCGCAGUCCGAACACCCUCAAUGCACUAAACAGUCAUGCUAAUGGCUCGGUGGACAGCGGUGGUUACAACAAUAAUGCUCCUAUCCCUCAAAAUAGUUAUGGUUAUUUGAAUCAACCUCGCGUAGAGGUCCAAAGCAGUUACGACCAAAGUUCUGCCCACACAUAUUGGGCUUCUUCAUCAGGCAACUUUUACCAAAGGCAAGUUGCUGUUUCUGGCGAAGGGCCGGCAAUGGCAGCAGACAGUUUCCCUUCUAGACAUUCGCAGGCCUUUUCUACCCCAGGGUUUCAUUAUAGUGAAAGGAAUGGUAGAACAAGUGACGGAUAUAGACCCGUUGUUGGGGAGUCAAGUGCACCCGAUCGAGCUGCACAUGAGGCUAUUAUGACGGCGAGCUACUCUACGUAUUAUGGCUCGAGGGCUCCUUACGACCAGCACAGGGAGAUGAGGCUUGACACAGACAACAUGAGCUAUGAGGAGCUGCUUGCACUGGGAGAGAGGAUUGGAAGUGUCAGCACAGGUUUGUCUGAUGGCUUGGUGUCAAAGUGUCUAACUCAAUCCAUCUAUCGCUCGUCGAACCAAUCUCAAGACAACGGGACGUGUGUUAUCUGUCUGGAGGAAUACAUGGAUAUGGAUGAAGUUGGGAGUUUAAAAUGUGGGCAUGAUUUUCAUGUGGGAUGCAUCAAGAAAUGGCUGUCAAUGAAGAACUUGUGCCCAAUCUGCAAGCAAUCUGCAGUUGAUGACAACGAACUAUCUUCUUGAAUUUGUUACUGUUUCAGGAAAUGUAAUUGAAAAUUAUUCCUCAGUUCAAAUUAUUCCCCGCAAUGAGGGAAAUGGAUUACUUUUGAAACAACAAUGUGAUUAAUGUAAUUAUUGAACUAACAUUCUCUCUCGGUA